AUGUUGGACAACCGAUGGGUUGUGCCAUAUAACCCUUACCUUCUGCGGAUGUUUAAUUGCCACAUCAACGUCGAGGUCUGCUCUAGCAUAAAGGCUGUAAAAUACAUUUAUAAGUACAUUUAUAAGGGCCAUGAUAAGGCUUCUUUCAGCAUCGACCAGCCAGACGCUGAUGGUAACAUUGAUGAGAUCAAGAGAUACGUUGACGCAAGAUGGGUCACCCCUCCGGAGGCUAUGUGGAGGAUAUUUGGCUUCCCACUAUGUGCCAAUGACCCGCCUGUCUUGCAGUUGCCUCUUCAUCUCCUGAAUAUGCACAGGUUUGCAUUCAAUGCACAGGCUGACUUGAAGAAUGUUGUAUCCUCCGAGAAUGCUUCAAAAUCCAUGUUAACGGAGUAUUUCAAGGCAAACGAACUACACCCUUGGGCAAGGCAUAUAUUGUACAAGGAUUUCCCCGGAAGCUUCACGUGGGAGAAGAAAAAGAAGAUAUGGAAGAGGCGGGUGGAGUGUUUUCAACUAGGUCGUAUCGUGUCUGCCAAUCCUGCCGAGGGGGAGCGAUACUACCUUCGUGUGUUGUUGAACCAUGUUCUGGGGAAAACAUCAUUUGAGGACUUGCUCACCGUCGACGGCGUGGUAUGUGGGAGCUUUAGAGAGUCCGGUGAAAGGUUGGGACUCAUCGAGGCAGACAACACGCUCGACGACUGUCUUACUGAGGCGGAGCAGUGGGCUAUGCCAUGUUCUCUUAGGAGGCUCUGUGCAACAAUCUUGGUGCACUGCAAGCCAGGCGACGUGCGCGGGUUAUGGGAUAGACACCUCGAGCCUAUGUCCGAUGACUACCGUCGGACACGCACGUCCCCGAACGAGGUGGAGCAGAUGGUGUUGCUUGACAUUAGGGGUAUGUUGCAGUCUAUGGGUAAAGACAUUAUUGAUUUUUCUCUUCCAAUGAUCGAUGAUGCAUUUGACCCAACCGAGGGCGAGGCCAGAGAGAUCAUUGAGGAAUCAACCAUUGAGUUUGACGAAAGUGACACUAAAUUGUCAUCUUCCCUGAAUUUUGAGCAAAGGGCUGCAUACGACGAGAUACUAGCGGCUGUUGAACGCGGUGAUGGGGGUAUAUUCUUUGUUGAUGGCCCUGGAGGUACGGGGAAGACCUUCCUUUACAGGGCGAUGCUCGCCAAGGUGAGGCGCGAGGGCAAGAUUGCUAUCGCUACCGCGACGUCGGGCGUCGCUGCUUCUAUCAUGCCUGGCGGCAGGACUGCCCACUUGAGAUUCAAAAUCCCACUGAGUUGUGAUGAUGGAGCCUCGUGCAGCUUCACCAAGCAGAGUGGGACCGCCAAGCUGCUAAGGAUGGCCUCAUUGAUACUAUGGGACGAGGCCAGCAUGACUAAGCGACAAGCGGUUGAGGCAUUAGACAAUAGCAUGCGCGACAUCAUGGGAAUACGCGACCGACCCUUUGGAGGAAAGACUGUUGUUUUUGGCGGGGACUUUAGGCAGGUGCUUCCGGUCGUCAGAAGGGGGUCACGGGGCCAGAUAAUUGAUGCAAGCCUCCGAAGUUCUCAUCUAUGGAAGAGUAUGCGGCAGCUUCAGCUCAUCACCAACAUGAGGGCUCAUAAUGACAAGUGGUUUGCAAAUUACUUGCUCAGGGUCAGUAAUGGCACAGAGGAAGCCGACGAUCAAGGCAACAUACUACUCCCUGAUGAUAUCUGUCUGCCAUCUACAGGCGAGGUUGACGACCUGGAGAAGCUGAUUGACCACGUGUUUCCGAGUCUAGAUGACAACAUGGCAGAUUCGAGUUACAUGACAUCUCGCGCAAUCCUUUCCACGACAAAUGACAACGUCGACAAGAUAAACAUCCGCAUGAUAGAGCGUUUCCACGGAGAUGAAGUAAUCUACCAUAGCUUUGACAGUGCGGAGGAUGACCCAUAUGGCUACUACGCUCCUGAGUUUCUGAACGGAUUGACUCCCAAUGGUCUUCCUCCGCAUGCACUCAAACUAAAGCUGAAUUGCCCGGUGAUACUUCUAAGAAACAUUGAUCCAGCUAAUGGGCUGUGUAACGGGACUAGGCUUGUCGUUAGAGGUUUUGAGAGGAACACCAUUGAUGCAGAAAUCGUGAUUGGACAACACGCUGGUAGGAGGGUCUUCCUUCCUCGAAUACCUCUGUGCCCAUCUGACAACGACAUGUUUCCAUUCAAGUUUAAGAGGAAGCAAUUUCCUAUUAGGCUUAGUUUUGCUAUGACGAUUAACAAGGCUCAAGGGCAGACCAUCCCAAUUGUUGGUGUGUAUCUACCUAAUCCGGUGUUCUCUCAUGGUCAACUCUAUGUUGCUUUGUCUCGAGCCACCGCGAAGAGAAACAUAAAAAUACUCAUUCAGAAGGAGAAGCCAAAGGAGAAGUCCAACAAGCAACAUAACAAUCCGAAGAAGCGUAAAAGACCGACCGUGUCCUUGCUGACCUCAAUGAAGAACAUCGUCUACAAGGAAGUACUUACAGGCUGAAGUAUGGUCUUAAUAGACCUGCUGGAUUUAUAGAUGCAAUUUACUCUUCCGAUGGUCAAGAAUUGCUGUAAUCUGUUCUAUGACAUAUCUUUUCAUUUGGUAUCUUGGUUGUUGGAGCUAUACACCAAUCAGUUCAAGUAAUAACUGCAUUUCAAUAAAUUUAUACUGUGUUAUGUGUAAUCUGACAAUGUACAUGUCACACAGCGUACUGUGUUAUGUGUAAUAUGAGAAUCAGAAAUAAUGAUUGGCUUCA
Molecule: messenger RNA, 2737 nt
Organism: Aegilops tauschii subsp. strangulata
Lineage: Eukaryota; Viridiplantae; Streptophyta; Magnoliopsida; Poales; Poaceae
Biological process (GO): telomere maintenance; DNA repair
Molecular function (GO): DNA helicase activity
Source: RefSeq, a predicted model, not a curated record